GCUGAUCACACACCACAUGAGAUUCAGACUUCAAACCCCCCCCCUCUAUCCUCUCUCUCUCAUUGUUGACUUUGCUGACUCUUGCAAAUUCCGCCGUCGCCGUCAGGCCAUGAAAAGCUGAUCAGGCGGCUGGAUCAAGAACCCCUAUAUAAGUCUUCGCUCUCUGAUCCUGUCGUCAUCUCUUCUUCGUCGUCGUCAUCGUCAUCGUCAAACCCUAACUCUAAAGCCCCCACAGAGACACACGCAGACGCUCAGAGGGAUCCCCAGUUCGCCGCGAUGGACAUGUGGUACAGUGGCUGCCAUCGCCGCCGCCGCCUCUGCUCGGUGCUCAACUCCUUCACCAUCGCCUGCGAAGCCUUCUCUGAACUCCUCUCCUCACCGAUCUCGUCCUCGAUCACGAUUUCCGAAGCCUUCACGCUCUAAUCCCUCGGAAUCCAGUCCCAGAUCAGAGAAAUUUUUUCCAAUUUUCUGCGUCUUUUUUUUAGUCAGUCUUCCUCCGAUCAUGGCCGAGUUCGAUGCGGGGGAAGGCGACGAGUUCGCGGAGAGAGACCCGACCGGCCGCUACGGCAGGUACGAAGAGAUACUCGGGGAGGGCGCUUUCAAGACCGUCUACAGGGGGUUCGAUGAGACCAAAGGGAUCGAGGUGGCGUGGAGCAAAGUCGAUAUCGAGCCCUUCCUCGAGUUCCCGCAGCACCUCAAGCGGCUCUACGCGGAGGUUGAUCUGAUCAAGUCUCUCAGGCACGAGAACAUCAUCAAGUUCUGCAGCUCGUGGGUCGACGAGGGGAAUAAGACUAUCAAUAUGAUCACCGAGCUGUUUACCUCAGGGAGCUUGAUGCGUUACCGGAGGAAGCACCGGAAGGUCGACGCCAAGGCGAUCAAGAACUGGUGUAGGCAGAUUCUGAGGGGCAUCCACUACUUGCACAGUCAUAAUCCCCCGAUCAUCCACCGGGACCUCAAGUGCGAGAACAUCUUCGUGAAUGGGUAUGAUGGGCAUGUUAAGAUUGGAGAUCUGGGACUGGCCAUUGUGAUGCAGCAGCCCAUUGCCCGGAGCGUGAUCGGGACCCCGGAGUACAUGGCCCCUGAGCUGUAUGAGGAGGAGUACAACGAGCUCGUGGACGUCUACUCUUUUGGGAUUUGCGUGCUUGAGCUGGUCACCUGCGAGAGACCCUAUAGCGAGUGUAACAAUCCUGCUCAGAUUUUCAAGAAGGUCAUGUCCGGGCAGAAGCCUGCUUCUCUAGGCAGGGUUAAGGAUCCUGAGUUUAAGCAGUUCAUCGAGAAGUGCCUUCUUCCUGCCCUGGAGCGGCCAUCUGCUUUUGAGCUUCUGAAUGAUCCUUUCCUCGCGGGUGGUGAAGACUCGACCAAGCUCAAGAGUAGGACUAGUCAGAUUAGUCAAAGUUCACUUUCUGAGCUGAGGCUGUCCACAAAAGAUCGCGAGUUCAGCUUAUCGGGAGAGGAAGUAGGGGCUGAUACAAUUUCAUUCACUUUGCGCAUGUUGGACCUUCAAGGGCAGGGGAGUCGGCUGGAGUUUAUGUAUUGCUUGGGUUCAGACACUCCGGGUUCUGUCUCUAGGGAGAUGGCCCAGCAGUUCAAGCUUUCUGAUGAAAAUAAGGCUGCUGUCGAGGACUUGAUGGACCAGUCAAUCAAGGUGGUGCUUGAGAGUAGAUGGAGGAGUCAAACAAAACCCGAGUUAUGCGGAAUAGGAUUGCAGUGUUACCAAGAGGACCUGAUGGACUGUAAUCAAAUUGGGAUGGCAAAGAAGGGUAUACGCGUUGCUUGACGUAGUUUAGUGUUCUUUUUACAACUCUCGUGUGAUAUUGUUGCACGGUCAUUUGAUUCAAUGUACGAUAGAUGCUAUUCUUUCAAAUGAAGUUCUUUUCCAUAUUAUGCUAUGGUUUUGUCAA
This is a messenger RNA of Punica granatum (pomegranate), 1901 nucleotides long. NCBI's taxonomy places the organism in Eukaryota, Viridiplantae, Streptophyta, Magnoliopsida, Myrtales, Lythraceae. The record is from RefSeq and is a predicted model, not a curated record.